CCCGAGUCAUACGAGGUGUGUUGCAUUGAUUGAACUCAGGCGAGGUUCCAAAUAGCACAGAGAGUUGUCAAACCUUACACCGCAAAACAUGGCCGCCCAAUGGAAAACGCUGUGCGAUACAUUUUGGAGUACUCAGUUUUGGCUGCCUGAUGGAUAUACUUGGUCAGAUAUUCAAAGUAAAGACAAUGAUGUCUAUCUACCACAAGUUGCAGAUAUUAAUAUGUCUCUUGCAGUGGGACUUUUGAUGCUCGUGGUGCGAUAUUUGUACGAAAGACUGGUGAUAGUUCCUUUUGCCAAAUUCCUAGGAAUUAAAGAUCGAAAGAGAUAUGUCCAACCCAACCCUGCCCUGGAGAAGGCGUACCACAGCAACAAGGGGAAAGCUUCAGAAGGAGAGCUACAGAUUUUAUCAAAGAAGACAGAGUUGAGCAUACGAGAAGUAGAAAGAUGGUUCUUCAAGAGAAGGUUAAUGGACAGCCAGUCAUCCAUGAAGAAGUUCCGAGAAUGCAGCUGGCACUUCCUCUUUUACUUCUCAGCCUUUGUAUAUGGAGUGUAUAUAUUAUGGGAGAGAGACUGGUUCUGGGACACCAAAUAUUGCUAUAUCGGCUGGCCAAAUCAGCAUGUUGACACUCCACUGUACUGCUUUUAUCUGGCUGAAUUAGGCUUUUACUGGAGUCUGCUAUUUUCUUCACUGACUGAUGUCAAGAGGAAGGACUUCUGGGAGAUGACCACACACCACCUGAUAACAAUUACCCUCAUCUACUUCUCCUGGAUCAUCAACUUCGUCCGAAUCGGUGCUCUCAUUAUUUUAGUUCACGACGUGUCUGACUACUGGAUGGCUGCAGCAAAGAUGGCUAAGUACAGCAAACAUCAGAGUGUUUGUGAGGCGCUGUUCACAUGUUUCUGUGUCAUCUGGAUUGUGACUCGGAUGGUAAUCUAUCCCUUCAGAGUUUUAAAAUCAGUGAUGUUUGAGCUCCCUGAUUAUGUGCCACCAUUCAGCUCUCACAGGAUGUUCGUGGUCCUGCUUUGUGGCCUCCUGAUGCUCCAUACUAUCUGGACAUACCUCAUCCUCAAGAUAGCUCUUCAGAAGUUCACACAUGGAGAACUGCAGAAAGAUGUUCGGAGUGACACAGAGUCUGAAUCAGAUAUGUCAGAUGAGGAUUCGGAGUCAGAACCAACUAAAGCAACAAUGAAUGGAACAGCAAAUCUUAGAACAAGAAAUAACAACGUUACCUACAAGGAAUGAUCACUCAUUUAAGCAGUUACUUCCAAGUAUCAUCAAUGUGUCUUGCAUCUUCUAUUUUGUGUUUAAUAUUGCUCAAAAUAUUGUGUUUAACUUUUGAAAAGUCCUUUCUGAAGAAAAUUUCUGUGUCUCACAAGGUAAUUACUUCGAAGUUGUAAUAAUUGUAAUCAAAUUUCAAACACUAAAUUGUUAAGCUUUGGAUCCUUUCUAUUUUGUAAGUGAAAUUUCGCCUUUCUCCUCUGGAGUGAAUGUAUUCAUAAUAAUCACAACAAUCCAGUUUCAAAUUAGGCCACAGGAUUGGUCAACUUUCUUUGAAGGAACAUCAACAAACAGAUGUUAACUCUGACUUACAGCCAGCAUUUCGUUUUAGAAAAAUGCGUGAGGUAAUGGCAGGGAUGGCAAUUUUCCGCUGAUCCACAGAUUUCCACCGAUUAUAUUUAAAAUUGAUCAAUUCACCUUCUUUCCUUCUCCCUCCUCCCCCCUUCCCCCCAAGAACCCCCAUUCGAUGACACAAUAUUAAGUUUCCAGCUGAAAAUAGAUUUUCCUGUUGCCAUCCCUGUAAUAGUGUCUGUAGUGUGCUGCCUAUGGCACCAAGAUUCUGUCUAGUGUGAAAGACAUGCACCGUUUGUGAUUGAUUCAUACAUUUUGUGACUACUGUAUAGUCAUUGGUUGUGUUCACAGUUAUAACAUAAGGUCAGACA
Molecule: messenger RNA, 1941 nt
Organism: Haliotis rubra (blacklip abalone)
Lineage: Eukaryota; Metazoa; Mollusca; Gastropoda; Lepetellida; Haliotidae
Product: ceramide synthase 2-like
Exons: 10
Coding region: 89-1243 (384 amino acids)
Biological process (GO): ceramide biosynthetic process
Cellular component (GO): membrane
Molecular function (GO): sphingosine N-acyltransferase activity; DNA binding
Source: RefSeq, a predicted model, not a curated record